AUGCUCAGUCACAGUGACAGGAAAAAAAAAAACCUCACCACCAUAAAAGGAUGUCUGCAUAGUCUCUCUUAAAACAGCAUGCCACGGGUAACUUGCUUCAGUCUGGGCAAAUACUGACUGCUACUACACGGAGAUCUGAGCGAGCACUGAUAGAGACCUUGGUCCCCACCAAUGGAUAUAAAAAUGGCUGACAAUUUUACUAUACCCUCUACAGCUCCUCAGGGAAAUGACUGUGACCUCUAUGCUCACCAAGACACAGCCAGAAUAUUAAUGCCUCUUCAUUACUGCCUUGUCUUCAUCAUUGGGCUUGUGGGAAACUUGUUGGCCUUAGUCGUCAUUGUUCAAAACAGAAAAAAAAUCAACUCUACCACCCUCUAUUCAACAAAUUUGGUGAUUUCUGAUAUACUUUUUACCACAGCAUUGCCCACGCGAAUAGCCUACUAUGCACUGGGCUUUGACUGGAAAAUUGGCGAUGCUUUGUGUAGGAUGACUGCUCUUGUGUUUUAUAUCAACACAUAUGCAGGUGUUAACUUUAUGACCUGCCUGAGCAUUGACCGCUUCUUUGCUGUGGUACACCCUCUACGUUACAACAAGAUGAAAAGGAUUGAACAUGCGAAAGGUGUGUGCAUAUUUGUCUGGAUUCUAGUAUUUGCUCAAACACUCCCACUCCUCAUAAACCCUAUGUCAAAGCAGGAGCCUGAAAGGAUUACAUGCAUGGAGUAUCCAAACUUUGAAGGAACAACGUCUCUACCCUGGAUUCUGCUUGGUGCGUGUUUCAUAGGCUACGUGCUUCCACUUACAAUCAUUCUCAUCUGCUACUCUCAAAUCUGCUGCAAACUCUUUAAAACUGCCAAACAAAACCCGCUAGCUGAGAAAUCUGGUGUAAACAAAAAGGCUCUCAACACAAUUAUUUUUAUCAUUGUUGUGUUUGUUCUCUGUUUCACACCUUACCAUGUUGCAAUUAUUCAACACAUGAUUAAGAAGCUUUGUUUUCCUGAUCUCCUGGAAUGUAGCCAAAGACAUUCAUUCCAGAUUUCUCUGCACUUUACAGUAUGCCUGAUGAACUUCAAUUGCUGCAUGGACCCUUUUAUAUAUUUCUUUGCAUGUAAAGGGUAUAAGAGAAAGGUUAUGAAGAUGCUGAAACGACAAGUCAGUGUAUCCAUUUCCAGUGCUGUGAGGUCAGCCCCUGAAGAAAAUUCACGUGAAAUGACGGAAACGCAGUUGAUGAUACAUUCCAAGUCUUUAAAUGGAAAGUAAAAAGGAAUACAUUUUGCAUUUACAGCAAAGUAAACUGUAUGAAAAAGCUUGCAGGGCUUUUCUUAUAAAGCAAAAUGAUCAACUUCCAAUUAGGAUUCUUUUAAAUUCCUUUCAUUGGGCAAUUUUUCCCAUCUUGGAAGUAAAGUCAAAGA
Molecule: messenger RNA, 1409 nt
Organism: Carlito syrichta (Philippine tarsier)
Lineage: Eukaryota; Metazoa; Chordata; Mammalia; Primates; Tarsiidae
Gene: GPR183
Product: G protein-coupled receptor 183
Exons: 2
Coding region: 172-1257 (361 amino acids)
Biological process (GO): G protein-coupled receptor signaling pathway
Cellular component (GO): membrane
Molecular function (GO): oxysterol binding; G protein-coupled receptor activity
Source: RefSeq, a predicted model, not a curated record